CAUGUGAAAUUUUGUCAUGAGCAAUGUGACAUCAGUAAAUCGGUUUGUACCAAUAUGUUAUCGUUGUUUGUCUUUUCGUGAACGAAUGUAAACUAAAUGGAUAAAAUUCCAAAUUGAAAAUUCAGUUUAUAAUGUACGUCUACUGGAAGCCGCUUCUCCUUUUAGGAUUUCUCUUCUGGAUCGCAUUGUUUUCCACAGAUGUCUUUCGUAAACACAAAAUCUUCCAGUCUUCUGUCCCCGAAAUGGAAGCCAAUAAUGAAUUCAGCGUCAGGAAGAAUCAAAUCUUCGAAGAAUAUCUCAGAUUAAAAGAAAUACAGAUGGCUAAUACUUCGCUCGAUUCUGAAGAACCACCUCAUAGUUUCGCACCAACCAAAAAGACAACUGUUGAGGAGAAGAAGUCUUCGUCAACGGUUUACUUAGAAGCCACUUCCUCAGAUAAACUAAGUUCAGACCUCGGACUCACCAUGGUAUUCGUCAAUAUUGUUAUAUUUUUAGUCUCGCUUCUUUUCUGUUCGAUCGCCAAGUUUGUUGCAACCAUCAUCUGCAAGUACUUGAGGAAAUCUGAAGUACAAUCACCAAUUCUUGAGAAAUCUGCACCUGUUGAAACAUGUCCCAUUGGAGAUGUCAUCAAAGAUCCAAUUCCAUUUGAAGAAAUCCCAUGUGGUGAUAGAAUAUUGAGAACAACUACCGGUUCAAAUACAGAAUUAAGAGAAAGCGCAGAUCAAAUUUGCCAAACUAUAUUUCAUAGUGCUGUUCCUCUCAAAUAUGACCAAGCGUUGAGAGCAGAAUGUUCAAGAUUAAGGGAGGAACUUUUGACAGUUCAAUCGAAUUCCAUCAAAGAACACGCGUUGCUCUCUAGAAAAUUGGACGCUAUGGCCAAGGAGAAGAGGGACUUGAACAAACGAUUGAACGUGAUCUUGAAAGAAAACAACGUUGCCAAGGUAGAGAUCAAUGGGCUGCUAGAAGACAAGAAAAUCCUGCAGAAGCGUUUGGAUAGUGCUACCAAAGAGGCUAGGCUGAAUACAAAAACCAAGAAGGUGGCACUUGCCAAACUGGAGGAAAUAUCUGCAUCUGUAGAGGAUCUUAAGAGGCAGCUGGAACAGGUCACAAGAGACAAAGAGAUCCUUCAAGGUAAGCUUCAUGUGCUGAGAAAUGAAUACGAGAAGUUACAAGAACGGUUGAGGACAAUGCAGAUCAGGGAAGCGAGCAGAAUGAACGAAGUAAGAGCGACAAAUAUAGAAAUAGAAAAAGCUGAAAAAGACGAAAAUGUAGCUGAAUCAACAAACGUAAAACUGAACGACGAACAGUUGACUGGUGAUAACAGCCAAUCGAGUCUCAAUCGUCUGAUGAGUAAAGAAUCAGUUUUUCUGCCUUACGUGAUCUCUCAGACUGAAAUCGACAUGAAGAAUAUCCAAAUGAAGAUUCUCCAAUUGGAAAAGAGCAUGAAGGGUUUCGAUUCGAAAACGAACAUGCUUGAGGAGAUUUCCAGGUUCGAGAAUGAUACGGAACUUGACCUUGGAUCGUCCCUCAACAAAUCUUCCGAUGAGGCCGAAAAACUAGAUGAUAGAUUGAGUUCAGUACUCGCAAAAAUGAAAGCAACAAGAGAUGAUCUCAGCAAUAAGAAAACGUAUGAUGAAAUAAAGGUUGAAACGUUGCGAAGUGCUUUGAAACAGAAAAUUAAAAUUCUGGAGACUAUGAAAGAGAGAGGCGACGAAUCUUCAAGAACGGGAUGCAUGUCAGAAGCUACCACUAUCGGCGAUGAUGAGUUCGAGAUGUCUUCAGAAGAAGCUUCAUCGCCUAGAUUUCUCAGCAACUCGCAGGCAUUCCAGAAGUUCCUGAAGCAUAUCGGUGCUGAAACAACAAUGAUCAAUAUCGGUGAUAGUAACUUGAAUACAGAGUAUAAAAUGGAAAAUUAGUGUACAAAAAUAAAUAUAUAAAGGCGAUUGAAA
Molecule: messenger RNA, 1949 nt
Organism: Harmonia axyridis
Lineage: Eukaryota; Metazoa; Arthropoda; Insecta; Coleoptera; Coccinellidae
Product: intracellular protein transport protein USO1-like
Exons: 8
Coding region: 132-1916 (594 amino acids)
Source: RefSeq, a predicted model, not a curated record